UUGCUGCCAUAACUAUAAGAACGAAAGAGACAGAACUAAAAAUCAAAGGUUGUUUUGUUAUGGUGGGAAGGCAAUAAAUAAAAUUUUAUGCAAAAUUUAAUAAAAAUGUGAGGCAAAGUUCAAUAGAGAUAUAAAUCUUUUCACACAACAUUCCGGAUACAUUUGCAUUUCAAUCUGUAAGGACCAGUUGACUGUUGUAAUUCGCUAAGUCAGUAGAAACACUAUGGCUUCCUGUCAAGUAAAAGUAGAACAAGGGAUUCUGCAGGGCAAAGCAACAAGCACGCAUAAUGGCAGACAAUACUACAGCUUUGAAGGCAUUCCAUAUGCGAAACCUCCUGUAGGACCGUUGCGAUUCCGGGACCCUCAACCAGUAGAACCCUGGACUGGCAUCCGAGACGCGACCAAACCCGGCAACCGAUGCGCACAAAUAAACCCCCUAAAACCCUCCAAAAUGGAAGGCUCUGAAGACUGCUUGUACCUCAAUAUUUACACCCCAAACCUCCCACAACAUGAGAUAAACAAACUACCCGUACUCUUCUACGUACACGGCGGAAGAUACGUCUUAGGAUACGCGGACUAUUAUAGACCGGAUUACUGGUUGUCGAAAGACAUGGUAGUGGUUACUACCAACUACCGGUUGCACAUUUUUGGCUUCCUCUCCUUACAUACUAAGGAAGUUCCGGGCAAUGCUGGGUUGAAAGACACUGUGAUGGCCUUACGAUGGGUUAAAGAUAACAUUAGCAGGUUUAACGGUGAUCCAGGGAAUAUUACAGUGUUUGGUGAAAGCGCUGGCGCUGGUACUGUGACGAGCUUUUUGACGUCCAAAAUGACGGAUGGAUUGUUCCACAAAGUGAUUUUCGAAUCGGGCAUUUGCGUUUCUGAUCUCUUUAUGGUUGAGGAGAAUGUCAUAGACCGAGCCAAGUUUGCAACUUCGCAACUGGGAAGCGAAGUUACAGAAGCAAAAGAUAUCCUUGAUACCUUGAUGACAGCAUCGUCAGAAGACCUAUGCCUUGCCGUGUGUGCCGCUGAGAUGGAGAAGCCUACGAUAGACGCCUUCUUCUUACCUGUAGUCGAGAAGAAAUUCGAUGGAGUCGAAAGAUUUUUCGAAGAGUAUCCGUACAUUAGUUUGAAAGGAAACAGAAUGAAGAAAGUGCCAAUUUUAUGCGGGUACUCCUGUUACGAAGGAGCCUUAUUCCUGCAAAGAGACCAAGAUGGCAAUAUCAUGUAUCGAGAUGAUUUAAACUUCUUUCUACCGCGUUACCUUUUUAUAGAAGAUGGCAGUAACAGAGAAAAGAAAAUUGUAUCUGCUUUACACAAGUUCUAUUUUAAUAGCAAACCAGUUGACGAUAGCACAAAGAAAGAAUAUUUAGACUUCGUGUCUGACGCUUAUUUUGUAAGAGAUAUCUUUAUUGGUUUAGAAAUAAUGGCAAAGCACAUUAAAGAUUUAUAUGUAUACAGAUUUAAUUACGCUGGCAAUAUGAAUACUAGGGUUAUGAAAAGUUUGGGAGUGAAAGGCGCUUGCCAUGGGGAUAUCCUGCAGUAUCAAUUUUAUCGGAAGAACAAGUAUGACGAAAGUACCAAUGAGGAUAAGAAAAUGGUCGCCUUUUUGACGGAAGCGUGGUACAAUUUCAUGAAGACUGGAAAACCAUCGUGGUCCUCGCAAGAACUAGAAUGGCAGCCGUAUACCAAAGAAAAUAGGAAAAUGUUGAAUAUAUCUAACGAACUGACCUUAGUGGACAACCCAGAACUAAAUAGAAUGUUAUUUUGGAAACAAGUUAUGGGUGAAAGGUCUAAACUGUGAUAUAGUUUUUAUAGUAUAGAGUCAAAUUAAAAGCAGUCGCUGCACGGAUUCGUCAUCCACGUAGAUAAACGUCAUCGAUAUAUCUCGAUUCGCCAUAAAUACGGAGCUGUGAUUGGCGGAACGCACACUAAACGAUUUUAUCGGCGUCGAUAACAAACCCGUAUAGAGGCCGCAAAAAUAUUAUAAACAAAAACCAAUUCCCGCGGCAUGGCAUCAUUAUCGACGUAGAUAAACGGAAGUAUAUCAGAGCGAUUCGCGACAAACCCAGCGAUGUGUUUAAGAAGAAAAGUUUAUCUUCUUCGAUAGUGAGGCCAUGCCGCGGUAGCAGACGCACGAAUCUUUUCCCCAGGCGGGCUUCGAAACCCGAGUUCCGUAAG
Messenger RNA from Plutella xylostella (diamondback moth), 2178 nucleotides. RefSeq names its product esterase E4. The record is from RefSeq and is a predicted model, not a curated record. NCBI's taxonomy places the organism in Eukaryota, Metazoa, Arthropoda, Insecta, Lepidoptera, Plutellidae.